This is a messenger RNA of Zingiber officinale, 1411 nucleotides long. RefSeq names its product zinc finger CCCH domain-containing protein 28-like. The transcript has 2 exons. NCBI's taxonomy places the organism in Eukaryota, Viridiplantae, Streptophyta, Magnoliopsida, Zingiberales, Zingiberaceae. The record is from RefSeq and is a predicted model, not a curated record. Gene Ontology annotation, molecular function: metal ion binding; mRNA binding. Bases 615 to 1268 code for a protein of 217 amino acids.
AUUUGUUCUUGCAUGAUUUGUUACGAUGGAUAUCUCCAUCUUUAAGAAUGAUGUUAAAUUUGUUCUUGGAUAAUUUGUUAGCUAACUUAGUGGAUAAGGGAUAAGUUGAUCUUUUGCUAGACUUUGAAUGAUUGCCCAUAUAUUGCACGAGUUUUCUUGUUCUUUUCAAAUAAACAUCUAAUUUUGGCAAAUUUAGAUAGGAUUUUUUAAAGCAUCUGUGCAGGUGUGCAUAUAGUGAGUAUUUAUUGCAUUUCUCAUUUGUAGAAAGAGUAUUUAUCAUCUUCUCUCUUUAGUUUCAUCAAGUAAUAUAAUGUUAUAUAUAUAUUUGUAAAAUUUUACCUUUUCCAUUUAGAUAAUAUUAUUUUAUUUUCUUGUUUACUUGUUUUCUUCUCCCUUCGGUUUUCCCUUCCUUCUCCCUGCCGUUCCCCCUUCCCUCUUUUGGACGGAUUCCGUUGAAUAAACUAAACGCCGUUACGGCCUCUCCCACGUUUACUGCUACCACUUUACGCACCCUUUCGUCUUCCGCAUCCUUCUUUAUAUAGUAAGCUUUCUCUUCCUGCUCCCUCACUCGCUCCUCUCCUCUUCCUCUUCUCUUCCUCGUCGUCGUCGUUCCGAUGGAGCCGCCUCCGCCCAGACGACGACUCUCGGAUGAUCCUCCGCCGCAACGGCAAGCAUUCUCCACGUUUCCGGCCGCAAACACGCCGCCUGCUCCGAUUUCAUCGGACAUGUGUCUCCCUCCGAACCUCUCCCCCUCGAACGGUUCCUUCUACAAGACCCGCCUCUGCCACAAGUUCAUCGCCACGGGGACCUGCCCAUACGGAGAUUCUUGCACCUUCGCGCACGGCUCCAGCGACCUCCGCCAGCCGCCGCCCCACUGGGAGGAUAUCUCGCGGCCACACCGGGGCGGAAGGACCUACCGGGAUUCCUCCUAUGGUGAUGGAGGAAAUGCGAGUGGGUUGCAUCGCUCGAAGGGCGCCGGUGGAUUUGGUCCCUUCGGCAGGAACCAGAGCGUGCCGAGGAGAUCGGAUUCGAGGUCCAGAAGCGAUUGGGAAAUCGCCGGACGCUACUCCAAUAGGCAUGGUUUCGCAGAGUCGAAGUUUGAGGUGGAUAUGAACUCUGGAGGGCUCCCAACAUCUACGAAUGAUGAUCUAGAUCCUGCUCUUGCAGGGACAGAAACAGUUUCUAGUUCACAAAAUUCGAGAAAGUGGUUCCCAAAACUGGAGGGGAUCAAGAAGCUGAAUGGCAUUUAUGCAGAUUGGAUCGACUAGACAAACAAUUUUAGCCUUUUUUUGUUGAGGCAUGUAGUAUAGAAUAAUUGCUGAGACAGUUGAUGAAUCAUAGUUAACUGGUGGGGUUUUUUUUUUCUUUUGCAACUAGUGAUGUGGUGGUGAUACUAUAAACUCAAGGAUGC